AUGGACGAGCACCCGACUCGGGAGCCGAGCACUUUCCCAUCCGGACUUUUCUUGUCGGCCUGGAAGCUUGGAUCGGCAGACACGGAAGUCGUCUGCACCGAAAAGGAGAUGCUGACCAGAGAACUCGCGCUCGAUCCAAUCAAGGGACUCGUGCUUGCCGCACAGGUAUCAGCAGCAGGCCUUACAGUCCUGCAAGCCGAUCGUGGACCACCCGCAGCUGUGGAUCAGUAUUCAUUUGGGAUCUCGGAAGACCAGGAAGUAGGGACGGUGAGCAUCUUAAUUGAUCGGGCAGCUGCAGACAGAAUGUACUUCUUGACUUGGUUCCACGGCCUUGACGACAAGGGACCUCGGAAGCCGGAUGGCUGGAAACCGGAAGACACCCAAUACCUGACGAUUGAGUUCCGAAGAGAAAAAUCUGCUAGCGCUGAUAAGGUCGCUGCCACAUAUUCCAUUGUCAAUGAGGCAAUCUUUGACGCUAACUGCAAGUGUGUUGUUGCGCACGAUCGACAAGGAGUUAAGCAACAAUGUUAUGUGGGUGUCCUCGAGGGCAACGACAACUGCAGCCGUGGCGAAAACUGCCAGUACCAACAUAAGAACUCCUACGGGUUUUUUGGAGCAGUCUUAGGACGAUGGCAGACUCCAACUAUUAUCCGAGAUGCGCUGAAGUUGAUGUUCGGGCAGCUACAAAAGAGCCAACGUAUCCCAAUCAAGCCGUCUGUCGAGGUUCUGGAGCUGGCGGUGGUGCCAGGACAGAGCUUCGGUGAAUUGUGUAAGUACUUAACCACUCAUCAGGUCGUCGACGCAGAGCCAUCUCCCGCUAUGGCUUCGGAAUCUCGAAGCGCGAAGAAAAAAAGGAACAGGGCAGAUUCGGGAUCACUGCAAGGCAGGGAGCCUCUCCGAAACUUUUCGGCGUUUGGGGGCCGAAGUACCGUGAAGAGUGCAGCUGCAACGCAGAGGCGGUAA
Molecule: messenger RNA, 963 nt
Organism: Drepanopeziza brunnea f. sp. 'multigermtubi' MB_m1
Lineage: Eukaryota; Fungi; Ascomycota; Leotiomycetes; Helotiales; Drepanopezizaceae
Source: RefSeq, a predicted model, not a curated record